Molecule: messenger RNA, 896 nt
Organism: Eutrema salsugineum
Lineage: Eukaryota; Viridiplantae; Streptophyta; Magnoliopsida; Brassicales; Brassicaceae
Product: phosphopantothenoylcysteine decarboxylase subunit VHS3
Exons: 3
Coding region: 204-758 (184 amino acids)
Source: RefSeq, a predicted model, not a curated record
CUACGGGCAGCUUCACACACUCUCUCUGUCUCUCUCAUCUCUCUUCUCUCUAUAUCUCAGUUUCUAAACAACUCUUCUUUGAUCACAAAUCUCAGAACGGUUCCAUUCAUGAACAGAGCUCAUAGCUUGUAGUUUCUUUCUUCUUCUUUUUUUUUCCCAACAAUUUCAGAGCUCUUUCUCUUAGUUAACAGAGAAGUGAAACAAUGGAGUGGGAAAAAGAAGGUUUGAGGUUGUCCCUGGCGCUUGGAAACGCCUCACUGCUAAAGUGUGCCGCUUCAGCUUUAACGGCUACUGUGCUUUCCUCUUUGCUAGAGCUCUUCGCUCAGGUGGCUAUCUUGGAGGGUGAUGUUAAAGAGAAUGGAAACGAGGUGGUUGAUGCAGAGGAAGGCAAUGGAAACAAUGAAAACGGUGAUGAUGAUGAUGAUGAUGACGAUGAUGGAGGGGAAGAUGAAGAAGGUGGUGCGGAUGAUGCAGAAGGAAAGGAGACCAAGAAAGGACCGGUAAGUGGUCCUGAUGGGAAUGAUGGACUUGGAGAUGAUGAUGAACCUGAGGGGGAUGACAACAACAAUGAUGAUGAUGAUGAUGAUGAUGAUGAUGAUGAUGAUGACCAUGAGAAUGGUGAUGAUGAGGAUGAUGGAGACGAAGAGGAAGAUGGUGGUGAAGAAGAUGAAGACGAGGAGGCAGAGGCAGAGGAGGAAGAAGAGGAAGAAGAAGAUGAGGAGGAGGCACUACAGCCGCCAAAGAAGAGGAAGAAGUGAAAACAACCGCUUUGAUCUUCUAACAUUUUAGAUUCAAAAAAUCAAAACUUGAUGUGGGUUUAUAUCUGAGGAGAAUCUUAAGCCAUCAUCAGCUUUACUGUGUCUUUGUUGUUCCAUAAACCAAAACGACUUUGUUUA